GUCUUAACAAAUAUAUCUUAUGGUUUUGUGUCGGCAUCGUUUUAAACAGUUGAUCUUCUGUCGCUGGAUGUUUGGCACUGUCUCUUCAGGGUUGGCUCAGUCUAAUUAGCCGCCAACCCGUGCCAAUAGUAAUUUUAUUCUUUACUUACCCGUAUAGUGGGAUUCCGGGACACUGUGUGCUCUAACGCCACACACUCAAUAUGUCCGCCGGGAAGGUCCACAUUUGAUCAGUAGGAAUGCGGUAGGCGGGGCUGCUAGGCUAGUGUCAAACUUUGGGAAUGACAGGAGUGCUGCAGGAUUCGCAAAGAAGGGGAAGUGUCGCCCGUGUUGCUCCUGUUUGGAUUACUUUGACUUCUUUUUACGCACAGUCUUUGGAUUCACCACCUUUCUACAGAUAGUACGGCUUCAGCAGACUCCUCAGCCAUGUCGGAGGACCUGAGCUCCCAACCCUGGUCCAUCAACAAAGAUGAUUAUGAGCUACACGAGGUGAUUGGGAGUGGGGCCACAGCAGUGGUUCAAGCAGCCUACUGUAUUCCACGCAAGGAGAAGGUGGCCAUCAAACGCAUCAACCUAGAGAAGUGCCAGACUAGUAUGGAUGAACUCCUGAAAGAGAUUCAGGCCAUGAGCCAGUGCCACCACCCCAACAUCGUGUCUUACUACACCUCAUUUGUGGUAAAGGAUGAGCUGUGGCUGGUCAUGAAGCUGCUCAGUGGCGGCUCCGUGCUGGACGUGAUCAAGCAUAUCAUCUCACGAGGAGAACACAAGACAGGCGUCUUGGACGAGGCCAGCAUAGCCACCGUGUUGAAAGACGUGCUUGAGGGCCUGGAGUACCUACACAAGAACGGACAGAUCCACAGAGAUCUUAAGGCUGGAAACAUUCUCCUCGGGGAUGACGGUUCAGUGCAAAUUGCAGACUUUGGCGUCAGUGCCUUUCUAGCCACAGGUGGUGACAUCACUCGAAAUAAAGUGCGCAAGACGUUUGUGGGAACGCCGUGCUGGAUGGCCCCAGAGGUCAUGGAGCAGGUGCGGGGUUAUGAUUUCAAAGCAGAUAUUUGGAGUUUUGGGAUCACAGCCAUUGAGCUCGCGACAGGGGCUGCACCUUAUCACAAAUACCCACCAAUGAAGGUCUUGAUGCUGACGCUGCAGAAUGACCCCCCAGCCCUGGAGACUGGCAUCACAGACAAGGAGAUGGUAAAGAAGUAUGGCAAAUCCUUCAGGAAGAUGAUCUCCCUGUGUCUACAGAAGGACCCAGAGAAAAGGCCAACAUCCUCAGAGCUGUUGAAGCAUAAAUUCUUUCAGAAGGCAAAGACCCAUGAGUAUUUACAUGAGAAGUUACUUCAGAGGGCGCCCACAAUAACAGAGAGGUCGAAAAGGGUAAGAGAGCAACAAUUUAAAUCAACACUUGUUGCUUUUCACCGAGGAGGCGAGCUCAGCUGUGUGCAUAUGUGUCGUCAGGUACGUCGAGUGCCAGGUUCCAGUGGUCGGCUGCAUAAAACGGAGGAUGGCGAAUGGGAAUGGAGCGAUGAUGAGCUGGAUGAAGAAAGCGAAGAGGGCAAAGCAGCCGUUGCUGCCCUGAGGUCACCAAGAGUGAAGGAGGGAUCACAGAAUUCAGAGGUUUUCCAGACUCCCGAACCUUUAAGUAGUCAAGUCCAGCCGGUGGCCGCAGGUCAGGCAGAACUACCUCAGGCUGCAGGCCAGGUCCCACUGCAGCCCACACCAGUCAACACUCAAUCCACUGCCCAGGCUGCAUCUCCUGCACCAGGCGUGCCCGCUGCUGCUGCUGCUGCUGCUGCUGUGCCCACACAGGCUGUCUCAGGGGAUGUCAAGGCUCCCAUUAGUUUGGUAUUAAGGUUAAGAAAUUCAAAGAAGGAGCUAAACGACAUCCGCUUUGAAUUUAUGCCAGGGAGAGACACAGCAGAUGGUGUGUCCCAGGAGCUAGUGUCAGCAGGCCUGGUGGACGGGAGGGACUUAGUAAUAGUUGCUGCAAAUUUGCAGAAAAUAGUAGAUGAGCCUCAAGCCAAUAAAAAUGUCACUUUCAAACUGGCUUCUGGAAUCGAGGGAUCUGAAAUACCAGAUGACGUCAAAUUGAUGGGCUUUGCUCAGCUCAGCAUUAGUUUAAUGCUUUAAUUAGAACUGUUGUUCUACCUGGGACCGUGACUUGCCUAAAAAAUGUGAAAAGUACAAAAAAAAAUAGUUUAAUGCAUUUUUUCUUUCUAUGGCCGUAAAGAAACCACUACUGCCAAAGAAAACAGUACCGUUUUGUCACCCAUAGGAUUAUACAAGGCCACCACCUUGAAUUGGGUGGUCGGCUGAAGUAUCAGAGCGUACAGUGUAAGAAUCACUCAAAAAAGUUUACAGCGUAUAUGUAGAAGGAUGCAGGUAUCUACAGCAAACUACAGUUUCAUUUACCAUUCUGGUCUCCCUCAUUCUGUUAUUUUUUCUCUAAUAUGUGAUGCAUUUGCACAAUCUGAACUAACGCCCUUGAAUCCUGAUAAGUGUAACAAUGCCUUAUAGUCAUCAGAACUACUGAAUGCACGUUUCGGGGAAAGUCCCCAGUUACCAUAUGGAGCAUUAUGUUGUCUGAAGUGUACAAAUGUGGUUUCAGUUGCUCGUAUCAAACUUUUUACUUUAAUCUUCAGAGGUGGUCAGAUGCAGCCGACUUAACUGACUAGAAUUGAACUUUUAGGCACACUUCUGUACUUAUCUGAAAACAUUUCCCCACAAUGAGUGAAACUGGUUUUUCAGAAGGUUGUGAACGCUCCCUACAGUAACAAUCAUUAAAGGAUGAGGCUGGUUUUACUCUGUAUUGUUCUUAUCACCAACAAAUGCCAUGAAAAGACCAAAACCAACAAUGUGUUAGUCCGUCUCACCAUGCUUUUGGACUCCCCUGCAUUGUCUAUGGUCCACUCGUUCCUAUGGGAGGCGCAAAUCUCCAAAAUUGGGUCACAAAUGUAUAGUUUCAUUGUUUUUUCUCACGGCAAAGUAAUGUCCUGAAACAUCUGGGCACUGUAGUUUUUAUCAAAUGUUGCUCAAGCAGAAGUAAGUGGUGCUUUUGUUUGGGGACUAUUUUCAGCUGCGGAUCAAUACACAUUUGGUGCUCUUGUGAGCAUUUGCAGCAGCAGGAAUAAAUGUAUUUGCGUUAAGAUACACAGACAGGACUUUGUGGGAUUUGUUGACAAUAAGAAAGAUAAUGAGUAUUGCCAGUCUUAUCCUGAGGCAACUCAAUGACGCUAGUUUUAAAUUAUUACACAUAUAUAGAUUACAGCACAGUACUUCAAUUGAUAUGGACUUGAACAUGUUUACGAAAGGAGCGUAAGAUAAGGCUGACUUUUGUCUCGAUUUUUACCUUCAAAGAAGGUAAGAAAACCAAAUCAGCCUCCGCCUAGUUCUCGUAAAUCUGAUUCGACUUUGAAGUCGCAGUGAAGUGAAAAGUUGAACAGCAGCUGAAGCCACGAGCGUUGUAUGAGCAGAUAUGUCUGUCUGUUGGUAUUAGUUUGUGCCUGUUUGGAAUCAGUUUCUCAAAUUCUGAAGAAAAAAAAAAGACUUAAGUGCAUUUUUUUUUUGUUUAUGUGGAUGAAACAUAAGUACUUGAUUUAACCUCUAGUAUGUAAAUAAUGACAUUUGGCUUUGAUUUGUUUUUAUACUGGGUGUUUCACUCUUGGCCUUUUUUCUGUCCUUUGACACGAUUGUGGGUUGUAGCGCUGCGUGAAGGAAGACGGUGAAGCUGCAAGUUUAGCUUUGAAUGCUCUCGUUUUGCAGGACGCGCUGUCGCUCGUAUAUAUUGAAUAUAUUUGACCGUGGAGCCACAGCUGUCCUGAUGCACUGCUUGUUCACCUUAAAUUUCCCAUAAUUUUCAAAUUUGUCUCCAACACUUAAUAGUACGAAGUGAAGGCUGUUUCCUCAUCUGAAGUCACACAGCUGCUUUAUUACUUGCUUAUAAUUUUCUAAACGGCUAAAAUGAAGAUUUCUCGUCCUACAGUGUUCAAGCAGCUCAGCUGUGACUGUAGACAUUUUGAACGAUCAGAAAUGUGUUUUGAAUUCAGAUGAAAAAGGUCCUUAUCAGCACAGAUGUUGCAUCCUUUUAACCACGCUCUGGAUGCUUUCUGUUGAAUGUGCAUCUCGCAGUUAUUGGCGCGACGGCGGCGGCAGGUUCAUUUAACACUCGGCUCUAAUGUGUAGAUCUGAAACGCCAGCAAGGUUUUACUGUUUAAUUUGGUGAUGUGAUAAUGUCAUAACCCUCCAGAUGCCAUAUUUUUCUUUUUGCUUGCAGAUAAACUGUUAAGAGGAAAUCUUUGUAUUUUGACUUUAAACAUGUUAAAUUUUACGCUAGCCUUAAAUUGAAAAUGACCAAGUGUUUUUUUUUUUUUGACAUAUUGUCAAAGUUUCAAUUCAGAUUUUCAAUGUCUUUUGAAAUGUAGUUCUUGUUACACGUGAGGAUGCCUGAAAUAAAGAUAUACAGGUGUGUCGA
Molecule: messenger RNA, 4468 nt
Organism: Chelmon rostratus (copperband butterflyfish)
Lineage: Eukaryota; Metazoa; Chordata; Actinopteri; Chaetodontiformes; Chaetodontidae
Gene: oxsr1b
Product: oxidative stress responsive kinase 1b
Exons: 17
Coding region: 424-2127 (567 amino acids)
Biological process (GO): protein phosphorylation
Molecular function (GO): ATP binding; protein serine/threonine kinase activity
Source: RefSeq, a predicted model, not a curated record